GCUCGCACCAGCCAGACCGCGCACUUCGAUUUUGACGUUGCCUCCCCCCUUCUGAAGCCCCCGUCUCUCAAACCAGAGCCGGCUCGUCUUCCCCGCAGGCGCUGACGCGACAGAGGACUUUUUUCGGUUCCCCGACGCUGAACGCGGGCGGUAAUUUAUUUUGAAAGUUGGAUUACGGCGGAGCCACUUGAGCUGGGAGGAAAUAUUGUCCGCCAGAUGCUGCUCAGACGAUGAGCAGCAGUGAAGUAGAGGUUGGGGAAAUCAGCGGAAUCCCGUGCUGUCAACGGCAGCGUGGCGAGCGUAGAUAAGCCCCCUUAUGAGGUGAAAACUCUUACCCAUCCUGCAGUACCCCCCCCCCCACCCCAGCACCAACGGAAGGAAUAGGGAUGUCACGGCUGUUCCUCCUUUUGGCAAUGCUCGUUGUUUCCUGCAGCAUCCAGGUGUCCCCUGCUGCUACCCUGGAUAAGCUGAAGGAGAGUUGGAAAUUGUACAUGGAGGAGUGUGAGCGCAACAACAGCCAAGACCCGCCGAGCACCGGCCUCGUUUGCAACAGGACUUUUGACAAUUACGCCUGUUGGCCCGAUGGACUCCCCAACACCACUGUCAGUGUGUCAUGUCCGUGGUAUCUGCCGUGGCACCAUAAAGUUCAGCACGGCUUGUUGCAUCAGGAAUGCGAUGCAAACGGCCAGUGGGUGACUAUGAGGAAUACCAGCGAGUGUGACUCUAAUGAUCCAGGUCUGCAGUACUAUGGCCAUAUUCGGAUCAUGUACACAGUGGGCUAUUCCUUAUCACUGGUGGCUUUGGUUUUGGCACUUGGCAUCCUCAUAUUCUUCAGGAAACUGCACUGCAUGAGGAACAACAUCCACAUGAAUCUGUUUGCCUCCUUCAUCCUGCGAGCGCUGUCCAUCCUCAUCAAAGACGCCCUGCUGGUGGCCAACAUCACAUCGCAGGACCUCAGCAGAGACCAGGAGCAGGGAUUCCCCCGGGCAUCUAUGCCUCCGGUGGAGCUGCUGGUCAACAAUGAGGUCAGAACAAUGGUUAGCUGUCGCAUCGCCGUGGUGAUGAUGCAAUACAGUAUCAUGGCCAACAGCUACUGGCUGCUGGUGGAAGGCAUCUACCUCCACAACCUCCUGGUGAUCACUGUGUUUACAGAGAGGAACUACUUCAAAAUCUACCUGUGCAUUGGCUGGGGUACCCCAUUAAUAUUCCUUGUGCCCUGGGUGGUAGCUAAAUACCUGUAUGAAAAUCAAGAGUACUGGGGACAAAACAUAAACAUGAAUUACUGGUGGAUCAUCCGUUCCCCGAUACUGCUGGCAGUUGUGAUCAACUUCCUCAUCUUUAUCCAUAUUAUUAAAAUUCUUGUGUCAAAACUUCAAGCGCACCAAAUGAGAUACACAGAUUACAAGUUCAGGUUGGCUAAGUCGACUCUAACCCUGAUCCCUCUGCUGGGUAUCCAUCAAGUGGUCUUUAUCUUUGUGACGGAUGAAUCCACCGAGACCACCAUCGGUCUGCGUCUCACCAAGCUCUUCAUCGACCUCUUCUUCUCCUCCUUCCAGGGUCUCUUGGUGGCCAUCUUGUACUGCUUUGUCAACAAAGAAGUGCAGUCGGAGAUUCUGAAGAAGUGGAAGCGCUGGAAGCUAGGGAGGAACAUCGAGGAGGAAUACCGCCACACCUACAGCAAUACCCCCAACACGAAGACAGGCAGCCUGUUGAACCAUGUCUCUCGAUUGCCUCACCUCCCAGACAUCGCCAAAACCUCUGUCCCGGUCUGCAGCCCUGAGGAGAGGCACAUGCUUGUGGCUGGCUGCCCUAACGGGAUGGCCAACAGUAAGGGGGAGGACCAGUGCGCCUCUCCGCUGGAAGAGGGAACCAUCAGCAACUGCACCCUGGUGGAGGACAUCGGCCUUACGGACAGGCUGCAGUGUUAUGAGUCUCGGAGAGAGAAAGAGCCACCUGUGAAAGACACUGUUACCAAGAACUUGGUGAAGAAAGAUGGAGGGCUUUGAGCGCUCAUCUGGAUCUGACAUACUGCCCUGAUUGGCUGUGAAGAGCUGGGCUGAUCUGUCAGGGCGGUCUUUGCUCAGAGAUCAGUGUCAUCAGGAGACCCAGCAGCACUCAGCCCUCUCCAAGGCCUGAGAAUGGAGAACAAUAUGGCAGACAUCCACGCUGAGAGGUCUACUGUGCUGUGAGCUUUGUGAAUGGAUUUCUGUAGAUAUUCGUCAGACAGUGUAAGAAGCUGCUGCAUGUUGAACAUUGCAACAACAGUAUCUCAAGGCAGAUAAGCCAUGUAAAAUAAUACGAAAAAAAACCCCCAGAAACCUUAAACACCUACGACCACGACAAAACAAAACAACAACAACAACAACAACAAAGACACAGGGUCCUUGCUUAAGCCUCUGCUUUAAUUUGUGCUGUGUAUCAAAUGUGUGUUUUGUGGUACUGAAGGUUGAAGACAAACUGGACAUUGAACUGCAUACACAAAAAAAAAAAAACAAACAAAUGACCCAAAACAAGAUGGUAGGGAUCAGAGGCUUUUUUUUUCUUUGCUUUACUCUGAUAUCUGUAAAUGGCUCUUGUCUAUAUUGACUUUGAUGAACAUGUACAGAAAAAGGAGAAAUAUUCUGUUGACUGUACCUCAUAAAGUAAGGUGACCACAGUGUUGUUCACGCGGCCCCAAGCAGGGCCCAUGGGAAAUUGGCAGCUGCUCUCACCAGGUCAUUCCUAGCUUACAUAUAGACCUUAAAGGUGGUCAAGAGAUGGCAUGGGAUGAAUUAUAAAUAAGCUAAAGUGAUCAUCGCUUGACUUACUUGUGUGUUUUACAAUAAAAAUAAAUGUUUUUUAUAUGGGUCUAAACCUUGAAUACUGCGGAGUGCUACAGUUGUUACUGUGUAAAUGUGCCAGGUGUGUUUUCAAGGGGAAUAGUUGCAAUGAUGUGCCAUUAAAUAUGUUUUCUUUCCCUCUUGCCAUCAAGAUGUUAUCUGACUCACAUGCCUUGGUGUACUAUAUGAACUUCUACACAGUGGCCCAUUCAACCCCUUGAGAUGAGAGCUGAUAGGGGGAACUGUGCACUCAGAUCAAGGAUAAAAAUACACAGCAUACAGACAUGACCUGUAAAGGCACGCAUGCAUAAAGUAUGAACCCAACACUGGGACUCAAAAUAACAUGUCACCUCUGGCACAAGGGUGCUUUUAGCCAUGCUAAAUAUAGGCUGUCAUGCAUGCAGAUUACGCUGAUUUAGUGAACUUAAGUUCUAAAUUGUGCGUACUGUACAGUGCCACCACAUCAGUAUCCCCACUUUGCAAAUGCCAAAAAGUCAGACAGACUUUGCUGACGACUGCAUGCGCACAGUAACUCUACCGACAGUGGUAAGUAUUCAGCCUUAUUCUGUGUCUGCGAGGGCUUUGGUCAUUGAACAAAACUCUUCACCCUAAAGGUAGAACAAAUCCUCCCUGGUAAGCAUGUUAGUGACAAAAAAAGCUAAAUUAGUAGUGGUACAUUUGCUUCUGAAUAAGUUGCAUUAGUUUUUUUUAAAGGGAAGCUUUUUUUUUUUUUUUUUUUUUUAAAUGUUAGUUAACCUUUGAGUUGCUAAAUAUUUUUGCCAGAACUAACUCAACUUGACUUUGUAUGUAUGACUAUUUGCACAAUGUUAAUUUAUAAUUGCUGAAUACUGUGUGUAUACAUGUGUUUAAACCGGUGAUUUAUCUGAUUGCUGUCAAUACGUUUCAUGCAUGUCUGUGUGUGUGUAUGUGUGUGUGUGUAUGAGUAUAUUUUCAGGUGGGUAUGAAUGUGUAUAGUUUCAGUAUUCCAGAUUAGUGGAUGUGUUACAGGAGGAUGAAUCACUGAGUGCAGCCAGAGGAGCAAUGGGUUGAUAUAAACCAGUGCAACUGGCUUCGCACAGAGCACAGAGGUCAUAGGUCGAUAUGAGUCAGUCCCACUCUGGCACACACAAUAUCACACCACAGGACAUUCCCGGAGGUCAUGCCCAUAUAAAGCAUAAUUAAGACACAAUUCUGUGUUUUAUUAUGGAAGCUACUCUAGUGAUAUUCCUCGCUGUCAUUUUAUAGUUCAUUGUUAAAUUUAAGCACAACAGUGAUGUGUUUGUUAUUCACAUAAUAGCUCUGUGCAUUUACACUUCAGCCAGGUGCUGGUGUUGAGUCGAUUAAAAAAAAAAAAAAAAAUGCAGACUGAGGCUAUUUUUCACCAGCAUCUGCUGAGGAUUGUAAUAGAGCAGGUAGAUAUCCAAUACUCAGACCUGAGCUGGGAGCGUGACGCGUGCACAGUGGUGGCACUGCUGUUGCUCAGAGGUGAAUUUCGCAGUGUUUUUCUUAUUUUGCAGAGCAGGAGAAAUGUUUCUAUACCGACACGGUAACAAAGGGAUGCUUUGCACCUUGACUAAAAAUAGGAUUCAGUAGAUUAUAUAAGUAUAUUGCUGAUUUUAUUUCAAAAAAUACAUGUAUUUUAAGCUGUGACCAUAACCAUGUAUGUUUUUGAAACCAGCAGCUUGGGUCACUCCCCUUUAUGGACCAAGGCGGUUCUGUCUGAAUGUAUUCUUUAAAAGGCCCAAAUCAGUAUGUUCCUUUUUAUUUUCUCUUAAUUGUGGUUUUGUACAGUAUGUUUGGUGUGAGGAACCGAUCAGCAAAAACUGAUUGUGUUCAGGUGUAUACAGUUCAUCAUAUAUUGUGUCCGCUUAUCAAUCUAUGUCCAAAUAGUGAAAGAAUAAAUUACAAUGUAUGUGAAAGACAAUUUUAACUUGCUGUGUUUUUUUGUAUCGGUGAACAUUCAGAAUGUUAAA
This is a messenger RNA of Xiphias gladius (swordfish), 4792 nucleotides long. It is a transcript of the gene gcgra, whose product is annotated as glucagon receptor a. Gene Ontology annotation, biological process: cell surface receptor signaling pathway; adenylate cyclase-activating G protein-coupled receptor signaling pathway. The transcript has 14 exons. The record is from RefSeq and is a predicted model, not a curated record. NCBI's taxonomy places the organism in Eukaryota, Metazoa, Chordata, Actinopteri, Istiophoriformes, Xiphiidae. Gene Ontology annotation, molecular function: peptide hormone binding; glucagon receptor activity. Gene Ontology annotation, cellular component: plasma membrane. Bases 387 to 2006 code for a protein of 539 amino acids.